Messenger RNA from Scomber japonicus (chub mackerel), 4219 nucleotides. RefSeq names its product procollagen-lysine, 2-oxoglutarate 5-dioxygenase 3 (gene plod3). NCBI's taxonomy places the organism in Eukaryota, Metazoa, Chordata, Actinopteri, Scombriformes, Scombridae. The transcript has 19 exons. Gene Ontology annotation, biological process: peptidyl-lysine hydroxylation. Gene Ontology annotation, molecular function: procollagen-lysine 5-dioxygenase activity; iron ion binding; L-ascorbic acid binding. Bases 89 to 2290 code for a protein of 733 amino acids. Gene Ontology annotation, cellular component: endoplasmic reticulum. The record is from RefSeq and is a predicted model, not a curated record.
GUGAAGGGGAAAGGAGGAGAAGGGAGGAGAAGAAGUGACAGAUUUCAUCUUUUAUUAACAGCCUUUAACGUGUUUUUAAGAAGCAGCCAUGGCCGCCUGUCGCCUGCUCUGCCUGCUGGCUCUCGCCUUCUUCCCGAGCUCCGUGUCGGCCGAUCAGCGGAGGCUCUCUGCAGAAAACUUGCUGGUGAUCACCGCGGCAACGGAGGAGACGGACGGCUUCAACCGCUUCAUGAGAACGGCCCGAGAGUUUAACUACACUGUGAAGAUUCUGGGUCUGGGGGAGGAGUGGAAGGGAGGUGACGUAGCUCGGACGGUUGGCGGAGGGCAGAAGGUCCGAUGGUUGAAGAAGGAACUCCUAAAACACUCCGAUAAGAAAGACAUGGUCGUCAUGUUCGUGGACAGCUAUGACGUCAUCUUUGCGUCCGGGCCGGAGGAGCUGCUCAUGAAGUUUUCCCGUCUGGGUCACAGAGUGGUUUUCUCAGCGGAGGGUUUCUGUUGGCCGGAUCAGAGACUCGCCUCCAAAUACCCCGAAGUUCGCACCGGGAAACGCUUCCUCAACUCUGGAGGCUUCAUCGGUUACGCCUCAGACCUGAGUACGAUCGUCCAGCAGUGGAAAUACAAAGACAACGAUGACGAUCAGCUGUUCUACACCAAGAUCUACCUGGACAAGGCUCAGCGGACCAAGUUCAACAUGUCUCUGGAUCAUCGCUCCAGAAUCUUCCAGAACCUGAACGGAGCCGUCGAGGAAGUCGUCUUAAAGUUUGAGAGGGCAAAGGUCAGAGUGAGGAACGUCGCCUACGACACACUUCCUGUUAUUAUCCACGGCAACGGACCCACCAAGCUGCAGUUGAACUAUCUGGGUAACUACGUACCGACAGCUUGGACGUACGAGGACGGCUGCAGUAGCUGUGAUGACGACCUGCUGUUCUUCAACGACGUAGCUGAUGAAGACAUGCCUCUGGUUUACUUUUCGGUGUUUAUCGAACACGCGACGCCGUUCAUGGAAGAGUUUCUGGAGCGACUGACGACUCUGAACUAUCCUCUAGAGAGGAUUCGCCUCUUCAUCCACAACAACGUUGUUUACCACGAGCGUCACAUCCAGCGGUUCUGGGAGCGGUACAGGGCUUUGUUCCCAGACGCCCGGCUGAUCGGACCGGAGGAGAACCUGAAGGAGGACAAGGCCAGAAACAUGGCUGUUGAGGCGUGUAAGAAGGACCCAAAGUGUGAUUACUACUUCAGUAUUGACUCCGAUGUUGCCUUGACGAAUCCGGACACACUGAGGAUACUAAUAGAGGAAAACAAGUCAGUUAUCGCUCCCAUGUUGUCCAAACACGGGAAGCUGUGGAGUAACUUCUGGGGGGCUCUGAGUCCUGAAGGGUUCUACUCCAGAUCUGAAGACUACAUCGAGAUCGUGCAGGGGAAGAGGAUCGGUCUGUGGAACGUGCCGUACAUUACUCAGGCCUACCUGGUCAAAGGAAGCAUCCUGCGCUCCAAACUGCUGCAGGUCAGCCUGUUUGUGGACAAGGAGAUGGACCCUGACAUGGUGUUCUGCAGAGGCAUCAGAGACCAGGGAGUUUUCAUGUUCGUGACGAACCGUGACGAAUUCGGUCGCCUGGUGAAUUCUGCCAACUUUAACACAUCCAGGCUGCACCCGGACAUGUGGCAGAUCUUUGACAACCCUGUGGACUGGAAGGAGAAGUAUAUCCAUGAAAACUACUCAAAGGUCUUUGAAGAUGAGAAGAGCUUCGUGGAGCAGCCCUGUCCAGAUGUUUAUUGGUUUCCUGCGUUCUCAGAGAAGAUGUGUGAUCAUUUGGUGGAGACCAUGGAGGAUCAUGGGGAAUGGUCAGGAGGCAAACACAAGGACGAACGUCUGGCCGGCGGUUAUGAAAACGUUCCCACUGUGGACAUCCACAUGAACCAGAUCGGCUUCGAGAAGGAGUGGCUCAAAUUCCUCAAAGAGUACAUCGCCCCCGUCACCGAAAAACUCUAUCCUGGAUAUUACCCCAAGGCUCAAGCCAUCAUGAACUUCGUGGUGCGUUACCGCCCUGAUGAGCAGCCGUAUCUGCGGCCGCAUCACGACUCCUCCACCUUCACCAUCAACAUCGCCCUGAACAGAAAGCACGACGACUACGAGGGCGGAGGCUGCAGGUUCCUGCGUUACGACUGUAAGGUGGAGUCUCCCAGGAAGGGCUGGUCCUUCAUGCAUCCCGGCCGCCUGACACACUACCACGAGGGCCUCCCCACCACCAGAGGGACCCGGUACAUCAUGGUGUCCUUCGUAGACCCCUAAACACUACCUGUGUGUGUGUGUUUGUGUGUGUGUGUGUGUGUGUGUGCGCGUAUGUGUGUAAGUCUGUGAACAUCCUUCAACCUCAUCAUCACCGUUGUAUUGUCUUACCUCUGACUGGACAAUCCACCUCACCUGCAUCUACCCGUAAUGCACCUGGAGCUGCGUCUUAGUAUCCGUGGCAACACAUAUCAUUUCAAUGCAUCCUCCGGCGUGGUGUGACCGGCGUCUCCAUGACAACCUUCACACAGGAGUCAGAGGAGCGCCCGGUCAGACCUGUCAGAGAACACAGUCACUUUAAUGUAGUCCUGAUUUUCAGUCGUUAACAGAGGUGAGAAAUCCCGGAGAGAUUUGAGGUCUUGAAGGCAUCACUGUCUGGUGGAGGUUCGUCGUCACCGAGAUGCCUUAUUACACCAACCUGCCUGAAACUACCUGAGUAUCUAUGCAAGCAGAACACACUCCACCUGUGUGUGUGUGUGUCUAUGUGAGUGUGUGUGUGUGUGUGUGUGUGUGUCGCACUGCAGCGGGCGGCGGGUUGCCACGGUAACCCUAAUCCCAACACAGAGCGUCUUCUAGAGCAGGGGUGUCAAACAUGAGGCCCGUGGGGCAAGAACCGGCCCGCCAAGGCGUCCAAUCCGGCCCACUCUCCUUCCUGUCUUCUUUUCCUUCCUUCCUUCCUUCCCUCCUGUCAUCUGCCCUUCUUUCCUUCCUCCCUUUCUUACUUCUUUCCUUCUUUGUUUCCUUCCCUCUGUCCUUCCUUCCUUCCUUCCUUCCAUCUUUCCUUCAUCUUCUUUUCCUUUUUUCCUUUCUUCCUUACUUCCUAAUCCCUUUUCCUUCCUUCUUUCCUUCCCUUGGUCCUUCCUUCCUUCCUUCCUUCCCUUGCUCCUUCCUUCCUUCCACCUAUCCUUCAUCUUCUUUUCCUUCCUUUCUUCCUUUUCUUCCUUCCUUUCUUGUCUUCUUUUCCUUUCUUCCCUUCCUUCCUAAUCCCUUUUCUUUCUUUCCUUCCUUCCUUUUGUCUUUCCUUCCCUCCUAUCACUUUUUCCCCUUCUUUCCAUCCUUGGUUCCUUCUUCCCUUCCAUCUUUUUAUUGAUCUGGCCCACUUCAGAUCAAAUUUAUCUGUAUGUGGCCCUUCAACAAAAAUGAGUUUGACACCCCUGUUCUGGAGGAUCGCGUCUUGUGGAAGAAAACGAAAAAUGUCGACAACAACAAAAAAAAACGUCGCUUCUUCGCAGCCUUGGCAGCAUUGUGGUUACCGUAGCAACCAGCCGCGCAGCUGAUACCGAUGAGAAUCAAAAAAUGUGUCAGUCUUUUUUUUUAAUGCCGAUCAAAUCGCUCCGACGCAGAGUCGCCGGUCGCUUUUAUAAAGUUUGACACUCCGAACUGAGAAUGUUAAAUCUGGUGAAAGUAAGAAGUGUGAUGUAGAAAAUAGAAAAUAGAAAAUGCCAAAAAAAAAAAAAAAAAAGACUCAAGAAUGAGCUGAAAUAAAUGUUUUAAAGGAAAAAAGAAAGUAAAGAAGUUUAUAUUUGAAUGCUGAAAGGAGUUUGGUUCAAGAGUGUUAUAAAAGGUAAAACUCCACUUUAAUAAGAACUGUUACUGUUAAAGGCCUUUUUAUAUUUUACUGUGUUUAUUCUUCAUUGUUUAGUUGUUUUAAUUCAUGUUGUUCAUGUCUUGAGAUGUUCUAUGUUUCCAUAUCAUGUAUUUCAUCAUCAUGGUCGCUGUGACGAACUCUCGCCUCCUCUCAGUUUUUAUCUCCUAAUUUAAAGAAGAGCGCGAGGACGAGAGGUUCGAGGUCUCCAGCUGACGUUGGGUUGUAGUUUUCUGUCGAUACGAGGAAUCAACUCUCUCUCUGGCUUUGUACAAACUGCAUUAAAUUAUUUGUUAAUGACUGAGCGAAUUAAGUUUUGGGGAUUUAAAUAAAUAAUUUUACUGUCA